Molecule: messenger RNA, 17817 nt
Organism: Callorhinchus milii (elephant shark)
Lineage: Eukaryota; Metazoa; Chordata; Chondrichthyes; Chimaeriformes; Callorhinchidae
Gene: mdn1
Product: midasin AAA ATPase 1
Exons: 102
Coding region: 23-16807 (5594 amino acids)
Biological process (GO): rRNA processing; ribosomal large subunit assembly
Cellular component (GO): nucleus; preribosome, large subunit precursor
Molecular function (GO): ATP binding; ATP hydrolysis activity
Source: RefSeq, a predicted model, not a curated record
GCCGCGGCCCGGAGGCAGCGCCAUGGACCGCCCGGGCUUCAACCUGUCGUCUCUGCCUCUCAUCGCCAAACUGAACGAGAAAAGCCGCAGCGACUUAAACAAGUACUUGGCCAAACAGAUCUGGACCCGGCAGGAUCGCCAGUGCAUCCUUAAUGUUUUAGCUCAGUUGCUGUUGGAUAAAGAGUGCACACUGCUGAUUGGGCGCCACCUGCGUCCUAUACUGUUGGAUCUGCUUGAACGCAAUGCUCAGGCAGCUAAAGGCGAUGGACAGUUCAACCACGAUGCACACGAGAGGCUCUGCGUGGCAAUGAGCAGGCUUGUUGAUAUCAGUCCUGAUGUCAUUCCGUUUGCUCUGAGGUACUUUAAAGAUUCCCCACCAGUGUUUCAGAGGCUGUUUUUGGAGAGCUCGGAUUCCAAUGUGGUCCGAUAUGGUCGGAGACGUAUGAAGCUCCGAGAUCUCAUGGGGGCAGCAUGUCGACUACUGAAAGAAAACAGGACGACAUUCAGUGAGCUGUGGGACUGGAGUGCCUGCAUUCCCUUGUUGAGGAGUCAUGACACGAUGGUUCGAUGGUACACUGCUAAUUGUCUUGCAAUAGUAACGAUUAUGAGUGAUGAGCAGAAGAACCAUUUUUACAAGAAGAUUCUUACCACGGAAGAAUUGAUCAAUUUCAGACUCAAGUUGUUGGAAGAGGAUCUGCUGCAGAAUGUGGAGAGGGCUCUGAUGCUGGCAAACCCCGAGACAGCUUUCUGGCAGGAAGAGAAACGGUUACAGUACACACAAGGGCAAAUAGUAUCUGAUGAUCUGUCUGAGAGUGUCAUCGCUGUAUGUGGAGUUGUGUUACCAAAGAAACAACAUGUCCCGCAAGACCAGAGUAACAUUAACUCUCCUGUGUUAGUGGCUUCAACCUGCAACUAUCUGCGGAGCCUGGCGAUGGCAGUGGCUUCUCAGAAUGCUGUGCUAUUGGAGGGACCAAUUGGCUGCGGUAAAACUGCCCUCAUAGGUUAUUUAGCAGGUUUGACAGGACGACAGAAACCACCUCACUUUCUCAAAGUGCAACUUGGAGACCAGACCGACAGCAAGAUGUUGCUGGGAAUGUAUCGCUGUGCAGAUGUUCCAGGAGAGUUUGUGUGGCAGCCUGGAUCAUUGACUCAAGCAGUGACCAAUGGACACUGGAUCCUCCUGGAGGACAUUGACUACGCACCCUUAGAUGUAAUAUCGGUGCUGAUACCUCUCUUGGAGAGCAGAGAACUCCUGAUUCCUGGCCGAGGCGAUUGCGUAAAGGCAGCACCCGGCUUCCAGUUUUUUGCAACUCGAAGAUUGUUUAGCAGCAGCGCUGGUUGGUACAGACAGCAAAACACUCACGCUACUCUGCUGGACAAGCUCUGGACCAAAAUACAAUUGGACAACAUGAACAGGACAGAAUUAAAAGAAGUGUUGGUACACAGAUAUCCAAGUCUAGCCGUUGUAAUAGACCUUCUUUUGGACAUUUAUUGCCAACUUACUGGCAAUAAACAUCAAGAGCCAGACAACAGAAUUUCUGAGAACAAAAGCACAUUUAAUGAAUGUGCAUCAACAACAGAAGCAACAGCCAUAUCGCUUGAGGGAAGAGGAUUAUCUUUAAGGGAUUUAUUAAAAUGGUGUGAGCGGAUAGCUUGCAAUUUUGACAGCACAUCCACCUCUACAGCACUCAGUGUCUUCCAAGAGGCACUUGAUUGUUUCACGGCCAUGAUGUCUAAACUGGGAAGCAGGCAGACAAUGGCUGAGAUCAUUGGGAGCAAACUGAACAUCUCCAAAGAAAAGGCGGAGUUCUUCUGUCAGCUGUACAAACCAGGAAUUCUCUUCAGUGAGAUGGAAGUGACCGUUGGACGAACGGUUGUGCCACGGAGAAGUAGAGACGUGAUCCUGUUACAGGGAGAAACCCAGACGUUUGCAGCCACACGACCUUCAUCUGUGCUACUGGAGCAACUCUCUGUCUGUGUUAAUAAAGAGGAGCCUGUCUUAUUGGUUGGCGAGACAGGCACAGGAAAAACAUCUACUGUGCAAUACCUGGCCAGAAUUACAGGACACAAAUUGAGGGUUGUAAACAUGAAUCAGCAGAGUGACACAGCAGAUCUACUUGGCGGAUACAAGCCUGUAGAUCACAGACUACUUAUGCUACCUCUACGAGAAGCUUUUGAGGAGCUUUUCAUUCAGACCUUCUCCAGGAAGCAGAAUGUGACCUUCCUGGGCCACAUUCAGGUGUGCAGUAAGCAGAAGCGUUGGCAUGAUCUACUCAAGCUGAUGCAACACGUGUACAAAACAGCUGUAGAUAAGGAACUGAAAUCCAAAGAAAAUGGAUCUUGGCUGAGGGAGAAAUGGGAAUUACUUGGCCUACGUCUUUCUCAGGCUCAGCAACAGAUGAAAUUGACUGAAUCGACACUGAUAUUUGCCUUUGUGGAGGGUACUUUGGCCCAGGCAGUAAAGAAAGGAGAGUGGAUCUUAUUGGACGAGAUAAAUUUGGCUGCAGCAGAGACCCUGGAGUGUCUGAGUGGGUUACUGGAGGGGAACACCAGCUCUCUGAUAUUGCUGGACAGAGGAGACACAGAGCCGAUACAACGUGACCCAGAGUUCCGCUUGUUUGCUUGCAUGAAUCCAGCAACUGACGUAGGAAAGAAGAAUCUGCCUCCAGGUAUAAGAAACAGGUUUACAGAACUGUAUGUAGAAGAACUAGAGAACACUGGAGAUCUGCGAAUCCUCACGUCUGAUUAUCUGAAGGGGUUAUAUAUCAGCAAGAAAACCAUUCAAGGCAUCAUCGACUUUUACUUAACAGUACGUAAGGAAGCACAUACCAAACUAACCGAUGGUACAGGGCACAGACCUCACUACAGCCUUCGAACUCUUUGCCGGGCUCUUAGGUUUGCAGCUUUGAACCCCUGUAGCAGCGUUCAGCGCUCUCUGUAUGAGGGUUUCUGCAUGAGUUUUCUAACUCAGCUGGACCGCACAUCUCACCCAGUAGUUCAGAAGCUGAUCUGUCAUCAUAUUAUUGGCAGUGGUGCUAAGGCUGUGCUCAACCAGCGAAUCCCAGAACCUAAAGAUCGGAGUACAAUGUUGAUUGAAGGCUACUGGAUUACAACGGGGGAUAAAGAGUCCGUCAUUGACCAGUCUUACAUUCUCACUUCCUCUGUCAAACUCAAUCUGCGGGACCUAGUGAGAGUUGUUGCUGCAGGGAUACAUCCGGUGCUUAUUCAAGGCGCUACUUCAGUUGGGAAAACGAGUUUGAUCUGGUGGUUGGCUUCUGCAACUGGAAACCACUGUGUGCGGAUUAACAAUCAUGAGCAUACAGACAUUCAGGAAUAUAUUGGAUGUUAUGCGUCUGAUGCUACAGGAAAACUCAUGUUCAAAGAAGGUGUGCUCAUUGAUGCUAUGAGAAAGGGCUACUGGAUUAUUCUAGAUGAACUGAACUUGGCUCCAACUGAUGUUCUGGAAGCACUUAAUCGACUGCUUGAUGACAACCGAGAGCUCCUUAUAACUGAAACCCAGGAGGUGGUAAAAGCACAUCCAAGAUUCAUGCUUUUUGCAACUCAGAAUCCUCCUGGGUUAUACGGAGGCAGAAAGGUAUUGUCGAGGGCUUUCAGGAACCGUUUUGUGGAGCUGCACUUUGAUGAGCUGCCUAGUGCUGAGCUGGAGAUAAUCCUGCACAAGAGAUGCAGUUUGCCACCGUCUUACUGCACAAAGCUGGUUAAAGUCAUGUUGGAUCUGCAGUCUCGCCGUAGAGGAUCGAGUGUUUUUGCUGGAAAACAUGGGUUCAUUACUCUACGAGAUCUCUUCAGGUGGGCUGAGCGUUACAGACUGGCAGUUCAGACUGAAAAAGAAUACGACUGGCUUCAGCAUUUAGCCAAUGACGGUUUCAUGCUCUUGGCUGGCCGUGUGAGGAAAUCAGAAGAAGUUGCUGUUAUUCGGGGAGUUCUUGAAAAGCACUUUAAAAAGAAACUGAAUCCUGAAGCUUUGUUCUCGGAAAGAAAUCUUAAGAAACAAUUAAGCCACUGGUCGGAAAUCACGGCAGUUCUGCCUGAUGAGUUUUGCCAUGUUGUAUGGACACGUGGGAUGCGAAGGUUAGCAGUUCUGGCAGGACGAGCUUUGGAGUUUGGAGAAGCCGUGCUGCUGGUUGGAGAAACUGGGUGUGGGAAAACAACCAUUUGUCAGCUGUUUGCGGCUUUGGCCCAUCAGAAGCUGCAUUCUGUGAACUGCCACUUGCACAUGGAAACAUCCGAUAUCCUUGGUGGUCUAAGGCCUGUCCGACAUAGUUCCAAUGAAAAGGACACCUCAGACACUGGCAGACUGUUUGAAUGGCACGAUGGACCUCUUGUGCUUGCCAUGAAGGAAGACGGCAUGUUCUUGAUGGAUGAAAUCUCGUUGGCAGAUGACUCUGUGUUGGAAAGACUGAACAGUGUCCUAGAAAUUGAAAAGACCCUCGUGCUUGCAGAAAAGGGAACUGGUGAUGACGAUGAUGUAGAGUUAAUCACUGCUCAGAAACAGUUUAGGAUACUAGCCACCAUGAACCCUGGUGGGGAUUUUGGGAAAAAAGAGCUUUCUCCAGCCCUGCGGAACAGAUUCACGGAGAUCUGGUGCUCUCCAAGCAAUAGCCGUGCUGAUCUGAUGGAGAUCAUUCAACAUAACCUUCGUCCUGGACUUUCUCUGGGUGGAAAAGAUGAUAAAGGCAAAAGCAUAGCAGAGCUUAUCCUGGAUUUCAUUGACUGGUUAACCAAUCAGGAGUUUGGGCGUCGAUGUGUACUCAGUAUUCGUGAUAUCCUGUCUUGGGUAAACUUCAUGAAUAUUACAACUAAAAGCAAGAGUGCAGAAGAUAUGGAUGAAAGCAAAGGUUUUAAUCUUGAUCCUGUGACUGGAUUUAUACAUGCUGCUUGCCUUGUCUGUAUCGAUGGAAUUGGAUCAGGGGCUGCAUUCUGUGCUCCAGAUGCAGCUUUGGCUGCUCGUAAAGCAUGCUUGGAUUUUAUUUUAAAAAAGCUGUCUAAAGUUACAACAUUGAAAAAAGGCAUCCUGAAUACACUGAAUAUUUAUGAUGAAAAAUGCAGGAAGAAGAUUGUAUGUACUGAAGAGAGCUUUGGAAUUCACCCAUUUUUUAUUCCUCGAGGGGUUAGUGGAGAGAGGAGUGAACUUUCAGACUAUGCACUGAAUGCUGGCACAACAGCUGUGAAUGCUCAGCGUUUGCUACGCGCCCUGAAGUUGAACCGACCGAUCCUGUUGGAGGGAUCGCCGGGAGUUGGGAAGACGAGCUUGGUAACUGCUCUGGCAAAGGGUUCGGGAAACCAGCUAGUUCGCAUCAACCUCUCAGAACAAACAGAUGUGACUGACUUGUUUGGAACAGACCUGCCUGUUGAGGGAGGCAAAGGAGGAGAAUUUGCCUGGCGUGACGGCCCCCUACUUGGAGCCUUGAAGGCUGGACACUGGAUUGUUCUGGAUGAGUUAAAUUUGGCUUCCCAGUCUGUGCUGGAAGGACUGAAUGCCUGCUUUGACCAUCGUGCUGAGAUCUUUAUCCCCGAGCUGGGACUCCACUUCAAAGUGCAACAUAAGAGGACGAAGAUCUUUGGCUGUCAGAAUCCAUACAGACAAGGAGGUGGAAGGAAAGGCCUUCCCAAAUCCUUUCUCAAUCGGUUCACACAGGUUUACGUGGAUCAGCUUCCAACUGCAGACAUGGAGUACAUUGCUGACACCAUCUUUCCUGCUAUUGGUAAAAACAUCAUCGCUAAAAUGGUCCAGUUUAACAACAAGAUUAAUCAAGAAGUAAUGGUGGAAAGGAAAUGGGGACACAGAGGAGGACCUUGGGAGUUUAACAUGCGUGAUCUCUUCAGAUGGUGUCAACUGAUGUUGGUGGAUCAGGUGCCUGGGCACUAUGAUCCUGCCCAGCACAUAGCUUUGGUGUAUGCAGACCGGAUGAGAACUGUAGCAGACAAGAAUAAUGUUCUUGCUGAAUUCAAGAACACGUUUGGUUCAAGAGGUGGUAAAAUUCAAUCUUGCCCCUAUGUUGGAUCUCGAAAAUUUCACGUUACUCCUCAACACAUUCAGGUUGGCUAUUCAAUCAUUUCUCGCAGUACGUCUGGUAUCCAUUGCUCAAGCAAGCAGCUGUCCAUUCUUCACCACUCGCUUCAGCCACUGGAGUCGGUCAUGAAGUGUAUCCAGAUGUCUUGGAUGGUCAUUCUGGUGGGGCCAGCUGCCAGUGGCAAAACCAGCUUAAUCCAGCUAUUGGCGCUUCUCACCGGUCAAAGUUUAAAAGUCAUGUCAAUGAACAGUGCCAUGGAUACCACAGAGCUUCUGGGUGGAUUUGAGCAGGUUGACAUAAUGCGGCCUUGGCAGAUACUGGUUGGGAAGAUCAAGGAUGCCGUCUAUGCUGUCUCCAGAAAUGUGCUCUUGUCUGUUGACUCUUUCCCUGAUGACGGCAGCAUUCUCCUCAAAGUCUGGAACUCGUUCCUCACCAGUCACUUUCAUUGCCUGAGUGCAGAGCGUGGAGCUGGUAUCUCCCCGGAUGCAAUGAGCAAACUGGAGGGGCUACUGAUCCUUCUGCAGCGUUUCAACAGCAAACUGAGCACCUUCUCGCCAAGCGAGUUUUCUGAAUUGAUCACUGAAUUCCAGCACUUUAAGUGCCAACUGAGCCAGGCAAUAGACGGUCAAAGCCGUGGCACGUUUGAGUGGGUUGACGGGAUGCUUGUGCAGGCAUUACGGUCUGGAGAUUGGCUGCUCUUGGACAAUGUAAACUUCUGCAGUCCUUCUGUGCUCGAUCGUCUGAAUGCCCUCCUGGAGCCUGGCGGAGUACUUACCAUUAGUGAAAGAGGAGUGAUAGAUGGCACCAACCCAACAAUUGUCCCGCACCCAAAUUUCAGGCUCUUCAUGUCUAUGGAUCCAGCCAAUGGUGAAAUUUCUCGGGCAAUGAGAAAUCGUGGGAUUGAAAUCUAUAUUCCUGGAGAGAAUGAUGAGAUCUCGUUUGAUCAGCAAGAUGUUAAAGCACUGCUACAUGGGAUAGGAUUGGUGGGAGACGGUCCAUGUUCUGAACUGAUGUCAUUGUAUUCGGAAAUUAAAGCAGUGACAGGAGGUGGUGGUUCUUCCAUCUCUUCCCUUCUUCAUGCCGCUGCUCUUGUUGUUCAGCAGCUACAGCGAGGUCUGAGCUUGCCAAAGGCAUUCCACCGAGCUUGCUCCAAAGCGUUUAUCAGCUCACAGCGCACUCAAACUCACCAGAAGGAGGUGCAAGAGCUGGUGGAGAAUCACAGUCUCACUUUGGCAUCACAUGAAUCUUGGGCUGACAACUUGUUGUCUCUAAGGCUGUGGCCAGAUUCGGUUCCAUCAGCACUGUUUACAGUAGAGGACUCUAUGCUUUCCAUGGUGCAUCGAGAUGGCCAGGUCCUCGCCUACUGUUUGAACCAGUUGAGUCUCAGCAAGACCAGAUCUCGACCUUUGACUCUCUCUGAUCUGAAGCUCGUUCUCCAAUCCUCAAACACCGAGGGUCUUUUAUUUCGGAGUGAUGAAAUGCUUGUUGAGGAGACAGACAAGUCCAGUGUGGUCUCGGCUGCUGUCAGGCUGGUCACAGAGAAAGCUUCUAAUCAGGAUUGGCUGUUGAGGGUUAGAUGGCUGCAUCACAUGGCAAAAAGUUAUAAGCAGCUGCCAGAGUUGGUGCGUGCACAGCUGGAGGCAGGGGCGACUGCUCUUAAUGCUGUUUACUCGAGUGUCUUACCUGCAGGAAUGAAAGGAAUUGUUCAGAAACUGCAGCUCUGUGCAGAUGCAGGCCCAUCAGUUCCCUUGGAUCCACGAUGGAACCAGCAGUAUUUGGAUAUUCUGCUGAAUUCAGUGGCCUAUUCUGGGGAGUUUAAAGAUGGACAGCAGUGUUCCAAAGAACUACUUUUAGAGUUGAGCUCUGUUGCUAACAGGGUGGCACUUCUGAUGGACAGAGAGGAAAGGCAGUAUGUGGAGAAGACACUACUGGCUUCUGAAGCAACCAAGACAUCUUUGAGGAGCAGCACAUUAAAGAUAUCUGUUGCAUUUCGCAAAGGAAUGAUAAACUUCGAUAACCUGCCUCACCCAGUCAUCGCUCAUCUUGCUGCUUUCUUUGAUCUCCUGGAUGCCUCUGUACUGCACUGUAUAAAAUCUCAUGGGUCAGAACUGCUGGAUAAUGUCUUCCAUCAGGCAUUGUGCAACACACUUUGGCGGGAUCGACUCUGGGAGCUGUCAAACAGAAUCACAGCAGAUGCCGAAGGUUUGGCCUUGCUCUCACUGCACUGGCACUGGGUGAUGAAACACCUGCUCAAAGAUCUUUCCGCACAGCUUACUGGGGACUCUCAGUACGAACUGUCUCAAGAACUUCAGGUAGUUUCUAGUAACCUGCAGAGCCACCUGUCGAGCCCCAGUGGAGUAACUGCCAGUAUAAAGAAAAUACAGAAAUCAUUGGGCAGACCCCUACCGUUCAAGGUUGAGUGUGUUGUGGAAUGUGCAUCAAAACUGAAACUUGUCAGCUCUGCUCUGGAUGUGGUGGGGCUCGGACAAAAACACACCCAAACCACACGUACCGAGGAUUAUCUACACAGAAUGAGAGCGGCAGUCACCGACUGGAAAAUCAAGAAGAACUUGGUGUUAGCAGGGGGGCUCUUAUUGAGAGCAAAUCACUUAGCAGAAUCUAACUGUGAUGUGGCACAGUGCCUGGUGGAUGCUCAAAUAUUGGAGUUAAGGUCUCAAGGACUUUUAAGCUCCCCAAAUUCUGAAGACUUCGAGCUGAAGGAACUUGCGGAUGUACCUCACUUGGAGGAAGCGUGUUGUAACCAGCUGUCCAGCAGAGUUCAGCUGUGGCCUGCAUUAGAAUAUCUGGCCUUGCUCUGUAAAUUUAAAGUGAGCGCAGACCUGCUGCAUCUAUCACUGGCCUCCAGGGUCAAACCAGACCAAGCAGCACUGCGUGCUGACCUCUGUCAAAUCAUAACCUUCUGCCUGAGAGUCACUCCAACUCCUCCCGAAGAACUCCGAGGAUUUUGGUAUUUAGCGCACACUGAUGAGCUGUCUCCUGAACAAUUGAAUUUGCUCUCUUCCGAGCUGUUGUCAACUGUGCUCAGAUCGUUUUGGACCAGCAGUGUGACUACAGAGCCUGACUGUUGGCUAACAUGGAAGCCUCAUAGACCGAUAGAAGAGAUCCAGCGACUGGAGACUGUUGUGGACAAAUCACUGAAGGGUCCUGGCAUCUUGAGCAGAGCUGUCCAGCCAAAGUGUUUCUUUGAGAUUCUGACCAACAGCAGCCAGUUUGUUCCCUGGGACGCCAGUGGAGUCAGCAUGGUAACGUCAUCUCGGGUCACUUUGGGAGAGUGGCUACAGAAGACAUGGCAAUUGCAGGAAGUCAGCGCCCUCCUGUGGACCAACAUGGCCGUUAACUCUUUUGCAGGAUUUGGGACCACUGAUUGCAGAUUGCAAUGUAUACUCCUGCUUAAACAGCUUCGUUCAAUAAAGGAUAUUUUGCCCAGAGAGCUCCAGGAGGAAUACUUACAGAACUGUGAUCACAUCGCCUUCAACAAAGAUACCACGGCUGCCUGCCACGUUCAGAGUUUGCUUAGAAGCCUCACUGGCCAGGGGCCACUGCCCGAGGAGAUUAUUUCACUGCUUGUCAUGUGCAUCCAGCUAUUUGUUGGUGAAAAGAAGGAGUUUGAAAGCCUAUCAGAGCAGGCUCAGAGUGGCUGUCUGUGGGGUCAUCUGGGAUUACUGCAAAUCCACCUUUGGGUACCACAGACCAUGUUUGAUCCUGCUGUUAAGAAGCGGUACAAAUUGAACUACUUCAUAGAGGAGCUGGAAGUCUUACAGAACGAAUGGAGGAGCCGGAGUUUGUCAGAGCAGUCCCUGACUGGCCAAGAGCUAGAGGAGGAGGAAGACAACAAGCACAGUCACCCCCGUAUAAGGUUCUUACAGCAGAGAAUCCGUCAUCUGAAGGAGCAGAUUGUGGAGCUUUCUAGAAAACAAGCGCACCGUCCUGUCAUCUGCCAGUACAGCCGGCUCCACCAGGACGUGCGGCACUACAUCAGCAGCAUCACGCAGACCUCCAGGGUCAAGACUCUCCUUACCCGAUUGCUGCAGGUCCUGCACGGGAAGCGGCCCAAAUCCCGGCAGAGCGUCCAGGCAACACUACACGAAGAGGCUGCCUGGCAGCAGUCAAACCAUCAGUUCAGGAGGCGCAUAAUGGAAGAGUACUCGCUGUAUCCUGACGUUGUAGGUCCACUACACGCUGCCAUUUUGCAGAUGCAGCAUGGGGUGAGAAUUGUGGCGUCCGAAGUUUCCUUGUCACUGAGCAGUAAAUUUGUGAAACAGACCGACCUCACCAGCCUGGUCUCCUGCCUGGUGGCCUUCCCUUCCAUCAGUGAGGUCUUCCCCACGUAUUUUGCCCAUGCAAAUGCACUGUGCUCGAGGACCACCGUGGACACACUGAGGGGUCUCGACAAGCUCCUGGCCAAGGGUUCCUCGGGAAGUCGGUCUGAAGGAAAGUCGCUGGCUGGGGGUCAGAGGUCGCUGCCCACAAGAGAGCAGCUGCUGCUCAAUGCUCUGCUGUAUCUGCGCUGUCACGUGCUCUCAAAGGGAGAUCUGGAUCAUGAGUCAACCCAGCUUUUCAGGCACAUCUGUCAGGCAAUAGUCAAUGCUUGGGAUGAGCAGGAGAGACGUGCCAAAGAGAAGGAAGAGCAGGAGGCCAGUCUGUACAGGUACAAGAGCAAGCAGCAUGGGUCAGGGCUAACCGAGGAAGAGGAGGAGGAGAGAGAAUUCAACCAGAACUUUCCACAAUAUAACAAGGACUUUGCCGAUGUUGUGUCCCAGCCUAGUCUUGAACAAGAGAUGGUCGUUGAAGUGGAGAGGGAACCCGUUAAAGCAUCAGACUCCAUUCUCAUAUCGCGGAGUUCGAUGCAAACUAUCAUCAAGAUUCACCAGCAACUCUAUCUAGGAUUAACCAAAAGCAUGUGGUACCAGCAGCCUGCACUGGCACAUCAGUGCAAGGACUACCUUAGUGCCUUUAUUUCCUCUCACCAGAAUGCAGCAAUGCUAAUCACCCGGUUCUAUCCUCUGAUGGAUUCUUCAUUGAGUGACCAGCUUCACGGCAGUCAGUUGUUGAUUAGUUCUCUAAUCCAAAACGCAAUCAGUGGAGAUCUGACCUCUGAGCUGGUCCUACCACAGGACGAUUUAUAUGACAUCUAUCAACAUCCAAAUAUUGAGCAGGCAAAGCAGUGCCAACCAGUGUUGGAAAACUUCACCAAACGAGUGAAGGAACUGCUGCAGGAAUGGCCUGACCAUCCAGCUCUGAUGCAGCUGUUGAUGGUAAUAGACCGGAUUUGUAGCUUCUCCCUCUCCAACCCUCUUCCCAAAUUCAUGAAUGGCUUGGAGAUCCUCCUCAGCAAAUCCCAGGACUGGGAAGAGAAUGCCAGCCGCUUCGUGUCCUUGAGGCAGCACCUUGAUGCGGUCAGUCAGCUGAUCAUCCAGUGGCGCAAGCUGGAGCUCAAUUGUUGGUCAAGCAGUCUUGACAAUGUGAUGAAGAAGCAUUUGGAGAAGUCAAGCAGGCACUGGUUCUCGGUCUACCAGUUAAUUGAAAAAUACCUUCAGGAGCAGGCGGAGGACAACUUGGAAGAAACUGAGGAGCACAUGACUUUGUCGGAGGUGCUCCGGAUGCUACAAGCUUUUAUCGAAGGAGCUACGUUGGGAGAGUUCCACUUUCGGCUGGCGAUGCUCUUAGCAUUCCACUGUCACGUUUUGGCAAUGCCACAGCAAGAGGGCAAAGAUUCCUUGUGCAGUAUCCUUUGGAAUUUAUACAUCUACUACAAACAAUUUUCGGAGUCUGUUCAGGCUAAAUUAACAGAGCUGCGUCAUCCUAUAGAGAAAGACCUGAAGGACUUUGUUAAGAUCAGCCGAUGGAAUGACGUCAGCUUCUGGUCCAUGAAGCAAUCUGUUGACAAAACACACAGAACCCUUUUUAAGUUUAUGAAGAAAUUUGAAGCUGCCCUGAAUGGCCCAUGCCGUCCAGCAUUAACAGAACUGGAAAAGACUGUGAGCGGUGAGGAGCAACAGCUUCAGGAGACCAAGAUGGAGAAGCUGAAUUGUGUGCUGAGAAACACUUCUGGAAAAAGCAAGGUAGUGUUCUCUGCUGUGGAAGAGGCUAGUGUCUCAUUAGAAGAUAAUUCUCUUCAGAGCCGCCUACCAACACUCAGCAAGCGAAUGAGAAAAAUAUGCCGGGAGCUCACGAAGAAGGAUUCCCUUCCGGGUCUUGUGGAAACCCUUGAUCACUUUACAGGUGACAUCAUCACUGCUGUACAGGACCUACAGACUCUUGUAGUCGAUCAGACCGUUGAUAAAGACAAGCAGAGGUCAGAAGUCAAACAUAUUCUGAUGCAAAAGCAAAGGGCCUUAGCAGAUCUCUUCAAGCACCUCGCUGAGACUGGCCUUUCUUACCGUAAGGGACUUGCUUGGUCUCGAACAGAAGAUCCUCAGGAAGUUCUUUGCCUGCAUCCACUUGAUCUGAAGACUGCAAUAAACAUCGUUGAGAACAACGAGGAGCUGGAUGACGUGUUACUGACUGAGGUGUCUGCUGCAUGGGAUGGCUGUCAGAAGUACUUCUACCAAUCUCUUGCACGUCGGGCCGGGCUCCAGGCGGCCCUGUGCACCCCGGCUAAGGAACUUGGUCUUGGUAAUGUGGAACGGUGUCGAGGCUUCACAGCUCACCUUCUGAAGCUGCUGGUCAAGCAAAGGAUGCGACUGACUGGGCUAACAGAGCAGUGGGUCAGCUUGAGACAUCUGAUUAAAAGUGUACAAGAGAUUAAAAGGAGGCUGAUGGGGUUCCAGGAUUUCGAUGUAGCUCUGCCACCUCAAGAAGGCAUCAAAUAUUGGACUGACCGGCUCUACACUCUGUGUACGACGUUCGUGACGACUCUAGAGCAGGUUUCCUGGUUUCUGCAGUGUUGUCCACAAGAUCAGCUGCCUGAAGCCUAUGGCAGGGACCAGGAGGAGCACCGAACGAGCUGUGCUGACCAGAUGGUAGCUCUCAAAAGUGGCGGUGAAGGAUCUGCAGCACAGUCUUCUUUCCCAGAAGAUUUUGUCCAGUCACAUCUGAAGUUCCCCACACCCUUGGUCGCAGAGCGGCUGCCGACUGCCUGCAGGAUGAGGAGGGAGGAUCCAAUCUGGCAACAAGUGACUCGCUCGGUAGCCGACCUGCUGAAGGAGGUGAAAUCAGUGAAGGCAAAAGUGGACGCAAUUACCCACCGGCCCAGUGAGAAGUUGCUGCGCUCAUGGGAGAGUUUUGAGAUUUGUUCGUCGGGACUCAGCUUGCUGGGCAAAGCCACGGCCCAGCUGCAAGAGCUCCAGGCCCUCUUCAGCAUUCCUGCCUCGGAGGGCAAGUCUGGCUGCCCAGCAAUGUUCAAGAGCCUGGAGUAUGUUAAGGAUGAGAUCGGUCAGGCGGUGGAUGAGUUCGGAACUUGGGAGACUGAGAUGCUGAGCUUGACGGCAAGUGCUGAGAGUGUGACUUCAGCAGAAGAGGUUUCUGGGCAUGUAGAGCUGGUCAUUAGCACAGUGCUCUGUGCCAUUCAGACUGUGGUAAAGAGACAGCAGCAAGAGAGUGAACAAAAAACAGAGACCCAGGAAGGGAUUGAGGAUGGGGAGGUGAAGGAGGAGCUGCCCACAGUCCAGCCUGGAUAUCUCAGCAAAUGUUUGGAGGAGCAACUAGCCGCUGACGUCAAGUCUUUAAAUCUGCAGAAAGUUACUUCUACCAUUUUAGAGCUCCUGGAGAAACUAAAGGCAUAUCGCCAGGAGUGUGCAGCAGGACAGUAUCAGUUGUUCAAUCAAACCUGUUACUGUGUUGUGCGACUCCUGCCCAUGCUGACUACGUAUUCAGAGCUAGUUCUGUACUACCUGACUGUCUCUAUGACGACUCACAGAAGCAGCGGAAAGUUGAUGUCCAUUUUAGCCCAUUUGUUCACGGAGCUUGCUAUGAAGGGGUUCUGUCUCCCCAAAGAGUUAAUGGAGGACUCAGCAGGAGAAGGAGCCACAGAAUUCCACGAUUAUGAGGGAGGAGGAAUCGGUGAAGGGGAAGGCAUGAAGGACGUUAGCAACAAGAUAGAAAACGAAGAUCAGGUCGAGGAUACUUUCUCCAAAGAUCAAGAAAAGAAAAAGGAAGAUGAAGAAAAUAAACCUGACAUUAAGGAGGAAGAAAAUGCUAUAGAGAUGUCUGAUGAUUUUGAAGGAAAACUGCAUGAUGGAGAGCCCAGAGAUCCAGAAGAGGAGAACGAUGAGAAGUCAGAGAAUGAAGAUGAAGAGUUGGAUAAACAGAUGGGUGAUCUGGGCGGUGCUGAGGCUGACAAACUGGAUGAAAGACUUUGGGGAGACAAUGAAGAUGAAGAUGACAAUGCCAGUGUGCAGAGUGAAGACAGUGGCUCAGGGAUGGAUGAGGGAGAAUCUGAACUUGUUGCUAAAGAUAACAUGGACGAAGGAAAUCAAAAUGAGGACAAAAAAAGACAGGAGCAGGAAGAUGCGAAGGCAGAGGUUGAGGAAGGCAAAGAAAAAAUCAAUGAACAGCUGGAUGAGCGCGAAUACAAUGAAAAUGAAGUUGACCCAUACCAUGGCGAUCAGGAAAAGCAACCAGAAGUGGAGCCAUUGGACCUGCCCGAGGAUCUCAAUCUGGAGAAAGAGGAUGGGGAGAAAAGUGAUGGGGAGCAGGAGGAUGGAGAAGAUAAUCCCUACGACAUAGAAGAAAAGCCAAUGGACUUGGAUGAGAAGGCUCCAAAUGAGGAGGGGGAUCAGGUGGCAGACGAGAGCACUGAACAAGAUCAAGGUGGAGAAAAAGAUCUCCCCCAAACAGAGGAGGAGGCUGAAGAGAAAACCGAAGGACAGGAUGAAGCUGAGAGUGAAGAAAAAAACCCUGACGAAGACCAGGAAUCUGAGAACAAGGAAGAAAUGGGAGAUGAAGACAACAUGGAAGAGCAGCAGUCUAAGGAGGAUCAGCCGAAGGAAUCGGCGACAGAGGAAGAUGAGGGAGCAGUGCCAGCUGAUGAGGGAUUGCAACCAAAGGCAGAAGAUGAGGAAGACAACAACACAGACGACAAGGAUAUCACAGAGUCUGAACAGCGAAGGGAGCAUGAGGCUGACGGGAACACCGGCGAGGAGAACCUGCAGAGUGACACGGCUGUAGAACUGGCUGGAUCUGCGUCUGAGAAAGAUCAGGCCAAAGAGGAACACGGAAGUGGGGCUGCAGACGCCAGUCAGUCUGAGGGCCAUGAGUCCAAACUGAUGGCGAGGGUCUCAUCUCAAAAUCAGACACAGGACAAAACACAGAGCUUCAAGAGGAAGCCUGGCCAGGCUGACAAUGAGAGAACGUCUGGUGAUCGUAAUGAACAUGUGCACAAGAGACUGAAGAUGGUAGAGACCAAAAGUGAGGCACAACGCAAUACAUCACAGGCAGAGCAAAAGGUGGAAGUGGCUGAUUUGUAUGAACACAUCAAAGAAGGCAGUGAUCCCUAUGACGCACAAACCUUUGAUGUGGCCACAGAGGAUCAGCAGAAGCCAAGUGAGCAAGACAAGGAACAGGCUGAGGAGGAGUCUGAUGUUACAGCUAUGGAAACUGAUCAGGAGAAGGAGGAGGAACUGCAGAGUGUGGACAUACAGGAACUGAAACCAGAGAAAGUCCACUCUCCAUCUACUACAGUAUCAGGUUGUGAACAUCUUGAAGGAGACUUGCAGCCUCCCAAACUUGAGGACAGCGAAGACCAAAAAGAUGAAUCCAAAGAAGCAUCAAAUGAAGAGAAGCCCGAGAGGAGCAGGGAAUCCACCAUUCAUACAGUGCACGAACUGCUGACUGAGAGGACUCAAGAGAGGGAUGCUCAGGACCCAGAAGAAUUGCGCAAACAGCUGGAACAACAGCUGGAUGCUUGGCAAAGUGAGAAAGCUUGUAAUCCAGAAGAGGAGAAAGCUGUUGCUGAGAUGUGGCAGCAGUACCAGGCGUUGACAUCUCCAUUAUCACAGCAACUGUGUGAGCAGCUCCGACUUAUACUGGAGCCCACUCAGGCAGCUAAACUCAGAGGUGACUACCGAACUGGGAAGCGAUUGAACAUGCGCAAAGUGAUUCCUUACAUAGCCAGCCAGUUCCGUAAAGACAAGAUCUGGCUUCGCAGGACGAAGCCAAGCAAGAGGCAGUACCAGAUUUGUUUGGCUAUUGAUGAUUCUUCUAGUAUGAUUGACAACCAUUCCAAACAGCUGGCUUUCGAGUCAUUGGCUGUAAUUGGAAAUGCUCUCACGCUUCUAGAGGUUGGACAGGUUGCUGUAUGUAGUUUUGGAGAAAAUGUCCAGCUGCUGCAUCCGUUUCACGAGCAGUUCAGUGAUCAAUCGGGGGCAAGAAUUCUGAGAAGCUGCAAGUUCCAGCAGAAGAAAACUAAGAUAGCCCAGUUUCUGGAUUCGGCAGCCAGCAUGUUUGUUGCAGCACAGCAGCACGCCCAGCAGGGAAAUCCAGAAACAGCCCAAUUGCUGCUGAUAGUGUCUGAUGGAAGAGGUCUCUUCUUGGAGGGGAAAGAGCGAGUUACAGCAGCUGUUCAAGCUGCUCGGAACAACAAUAUCUUUGUCAUCUUUGUGGUGUUAGACAACCCAAACUCGAGGGAUUCAAUACUGGACAUCAAAGUCCCUAUAUUCAAAGGACAAGGAGAAUUACCAGAGAUUAAAUCCUAUAUGGAAGAAUUCCCUUUCCCAUUCUAUGUCAUCCUACGAGAUGUGAACGCUCUCCCAGAGACACUCAGCGACGCCCUCCGACAGUGGUUUGAACUGGUGACUGCAGCAGAUGAUUGAUGUGAUGGGAUUUAGCGAGCUGUCAGGUCAAACUGCUAUCGUCUUUCAUCAAUAAGAAUAAAAGUAUUAAAAACGCCAUUUAUUACUGCACAAAGUGUAGUAUGUUGUGUAUUGGUAAAGGAGGCUGCCUUAUGAGACGUGUUUAUAAUCUGAAUUCUCCUGUUCACAUUGAGAAUUGUACCACUCUACCCAUGGUGGUUUUUGUGCCAAAGGCACAGUUAAAUGUCUUGAAUGUGACCUGUCCAAAGGUUUGUGUGUUGCGCCUAAGUCUUGGGAAAGGUCACCCAUUCUGAAUACGUGACCUUUGUUAUGGGCAUUUAAGAAUAGCAGUUGGGGGUAGUUUGCUACUUUUAUGAAUUUUUCCAACGCUGUUGAGAUGUCAAUAAAAGGACUGUAUUUAUUAAUUAAUCAUUUAAUGUGAAUUUUUUUUUCAGCUCUUAAGACUGAAAUUAAACUUCAAAUGGCAUUCUUGUUUUUGCACCCCAUAUACAAAAUAAUCAUUGCAUUAGAUAUCCACACACAGCCAUUAAGUGAAUAACCAAAUUAGCUGCAGGAUUUAUCUGCUGUUUACUUGACGCCUCUUUUCAAAUAGUGUCACAGAAUCCUUAAUGUUCAUCUGAAUAGGCAGAUGGGACUUCGGUUUAAUAUCUCCUUCAAAGGACGGCACCUCUGGCAAUGCAUCGCUGCCCAGCACUGAAAUGGAAUGUCUUCCUAGAUUGCAAACUCAAACAUCCUGAUGUGGAAGUAGAACUUGGCAACCUUCUCUCUCUGAGCGCUACCAGUUGAGCCAAUUACUGUCUGACCUCUAAAUAUGCAAUGACAUCUGACUUUAUUUAAGAUGUGCUGGUAAUAUUGGGUGCUUGUGUGUCCUUUCAACUCUGGGACACAAGCUUGAUUCAAGGUCAAACUGCAUUGUUGAGACUUCUUCCUCCCCUGGCUGUUAUCAGGAUCCUUUCCUUCUAGCUGUCUGGCCAAUUACUGAAACAGUUACUGCCAUGGAGUUAAAACUG